Molecule: messenger RNA, 387 nt
Organism: Acaulospora colombiana
Lineage: Eukaryota; Fungi; Glomeromycota; Glomeromycetes; Diversisporales; Acaulosporaceae
Source: the annotation of a GenBank genome assembly
AUGAAGACAAGUUACCUUGAAUCUAAUUUGAAUGCGUACCAAUUGGAAACUGUGAAUACGAUCAAACAACAACAGCAGGAACAAUUGCACGAGCAACAGCCGACAACCGAUUCUUCCUCGACUCCCAUGCCUCUUUCCCUUUCACAGCGCAAAAGAGAUUUAUCAAACGAGACGAACGUCAUCGUGCCCGAUAGUCCCAUGAGUCUUCGAACAAUAUCAAGCCAAAAACCAAUACUCGAUAUUCUACCUUCCCCAAUUUCACCAAGAUUCAACCAAAUAUCUCAUCUGCCAUCACUAACAACCUCCGAUGGAUCACAUGAUCAUGACCAAUACGAGGAAUACGAGGAAUAUCUACAAUUCGAAGGAGCUCUUAAGGCCCUCGUCUAA